UUUAUACAUCAUUUUGUAUCUUCUAGCUAUAGAAAUGAUAGUUACCUUAGUGAUAGUUUGCGCGUUCUUGCAUUUGACCAAGGCACAAAUCGACCCUUUUAUGUGCGUGGGAUUGGAAGAUGAAGCUCGUGUACCUAGUCCAAUUCAGUGCAAUCAAUUUUUCGUUUGUGAGGGUGGCAUGCCGAGUGAUAUAGGGAUUUGCCCACCGAACAUGUUGUUCAGUCCAGACUCAUUACAGUGUGAUUUUCUGGAAAAUGUUGACUGCGGAGAUGUUCCGUUGCCUCCGGAUUUCACGACGAUUGAACCUGAGAUAACAACAACGACUACAACAUCAGCACCAGAAGUCAGCAGCUGCCCCAAGGAAGAUCCAGAGGAACCGAUAUUUCUACCCGUACGAGAUGACUGUGGCGCCUAUAUUCUUUGCUUUCACGGGCGUGAGAUAAUUCGAAGAUGUCCGAACAAUCUUUUUUGGAACAGCAAAACACUUGAUUGUGAUGACCCAUCAAAAGUUACCUGUCUACGAACCGAUCCUUUUGGAUGUCCUGACGAGGGAAUAUUGUUUCUACCGCAUCCGGAUAGUUGCAGCAAAUAUAUUUACUGUCGGGAUGGAUUUUCUAGGGUACAGAGUUGUGCUUUCUUCAAAGUGUUUGAUGAAAACUUAAGGUCAUGUGUAGCUGGCAGUAGUUGUUUAUUAAAAUGA
Uranotaenia lowii is the source of this 700-nucleotide messenger RNA. Its product is annotated as peritrophin-1-like. The transcript has 2 exons. Gene Ontology annotation, molecular function: chitin binding. Lineage: Eukaryota; Metazoa; Arthropoda; Insecta; Diptera; Culicidae. Gene Ontology annotation, cellular component: extracellular region. Bases 35 to 700 code for a protein of 221 amino acids. The record is from RefSeq and is a predicted model, not a curated record.